GUGUCAAACAAACAACGCUGUUUGAAAAAAUCUCAUUUUUUUCCUGUUGGAUCCUUGUUGACAUUCUCUUUGUUUUCAUUUAAAGUUUAUCUGGCUUAAGUGGCUGAUGUGCAUUUUCCUACAGAAUUAGAAUUAGUAAAGUGUAUAUUAAGUUGAAAUUGUAAAGUAAAUAUGAAAGAUUCGACAAUGCAUUUAAUGGAUAAUGAAAUUUUAUCCCGUUUGCCGGUGCCCGAGAUACGGGAGGAAACAUUUCAGCAUUCCUACAAACAGGCACACAGACGAGAAGAUAUACGCCUUAAACCACCGAAACUGAAGCCUCGAUACGAUACAAAUUUUAAUCGUGACCACACAGCUCAUGCAAUAUCGUUUCGUGGUGAUGACCCAGAAGGCGUGGCAGACUCUUCACUGUUAGGCUCUACGUAUAAUUGUUCAUUAAAUGAGACGUAUUUUGAGCAGUGUUUUACAAGAGUUGCGAAAAUAGGCGAAGGAUCUUUUGGAGAAGUAUUCAAAGUUCGUUCCAAGGAAGAUGGACUUCUGUAUGCUGUUAAAAUGUCCAAGCAAUUGUUUCGUAGUGAUUUAUAUAGACAAGAACGCUUGGAGGAAGUACGAAGAUACGAACAAUUUUCGGGGCACAAAAACUGCCUUAAGUUCUAUCGUGCUUGGGAACAGGAAGAUCGUCUUUUCAUGCAAAUGGAAUUAUGUCGAGAGAGUUUGGACUCUUAUUUGCAACGCAAACGCAACAUACCCGAAGAGAAAAUAUGGUCAAUACUGUUGGACCUGCUGUUGGCCCUGAAAAGUCUACAUGACCGCAAUUUAUUACAUUUGGACAUAAAGCUUGAUAAUGUUUUGAUUGGCGACGAUGAUAGCUGUAAAUUAGCAGAUUUUGGAUUGGUUAUUGACGUAGACCGUGCCAACAAAAAUCAGGCAACAGAGGGGGACUCUCGUUACGUGGCGCCAGAAAUAAUGCAGGGCAAUUUUUCAAAGGCUGCCGAUAUAUUUAGUUUGGGCAUUGCAAUGUUGGAGCUGUCAUGCUAUUUGGAACUACCGGCAAAUGGUCCUCUAUGGCAACAACUAAGAAGUGGUGUAUAUCCGGAUGAUUUUUUGCAAAAGAUAUCGGAAGAAUUACAACAUAUAAUUAAGGAUAUGAUGACGCCUGAUCCCCAUAAAAGGCCAACGGUGGACGAGCUGUUAAGUAAUAAACGGUUCGUGACAAUGUUGCAGCGAAGACGUCAUUGGGAGUUGGUAAAUAACAUAAAACAAGUUCUGCGAAAAUCUCGCCGUCUGGCCUGGUCAAAACUGUGCAAUCUGAAGACCACUGUCUUUAAAAUUUUUAUCAGCAUAUUGACUAUUUUUCGAUUUCACGAAUAUCCUUCUGAUCAAUGUUCCGACGCAUAUAGUGCACCUAAUACGGUGGAAAAGAAGAGACCGCCACACCUACGUUCCCAUCUAACAACGUCUACCCCUACUAUGAAUUCCUCAAAAGCAAAGGCAAGAAUAGAUUUCCACUUCGAUGAAGAUAUUGAUUUUGGACAACAACAUUCCACACCUUAUAACAAUCAUUUGUCCGACAAUAAAAUGGUUAACUCUACUCCAGUUAUACAUAAUCAUAGUGGUUUUCGUUCGCGUAGAGAUUUAACAAAAACAUGCUUCAAUGAUAACUCCGAAGCUAUAUCAUUGGAUAAAUCAACCUUUUCCUAUUUAGACGAUUGUGAUUCGGAUGAAAUACCUAGCAUGCGUAAACCAUUAGAUGUGUCUUCUGUGAGAGGCAAGAAACUCUUUAGUAAAUUUGAUGAAGAUACCGAUUAGCAUUCCGUCAUAGUUCCUAGGAUCUUUUAAUAUGGUUUUAUUAUUGUGUUUAGGCUCAGCUGUUAAAUUGUAUUUAGUUAUUCCUUUCCACACUCAUAUCCUACGAUAAUUUAUACUCAUAAUUUUGCUCAAAAAUGUGUUGGCAUUUAAGGAUUAUCAUACUAUUUUGUUUUGCUUUUGCAAUUUUUUAUACAUUUUUCGUAUAUAAAUUGUAUACUCAAUUGAAUAUACCUAUAAUAUAUACAUAUGUAUAUAACACAUAGGUUUAUAUUGCUAUAUGUGAUAUGUUAUCAUCAAAAGAUAUAUUUUUAAAUAAUAUUGAAAUGUUUAUUUGUAUUUAAAUAUCAGCUGGGAUUCUAUAUCAAAUAUCUUCCCUCCAAAUAAUUAAUGUAAUCAUACCCCCAUCGUUGAUUAGUUAAGGUUUAUGUUAUUGAUUUGAUUAAUCAAAUUUAUUGUAUUAAUAAAAACUUUUUUACCAUGUGUGUAAUUCUUAAGUUAAUGAUCUAAAAUAUAUGUGAAUGAAAUUGAAA
Molecule: messenger RNA, 2336 nt
Organism: Musca domestica (house fly)
Lineage: Eukaryota; Metazoa; Arthropoda; Insecta; Diptera; Muscidae
Product: membrane-associated tyrosine- and threonine-specific cdc2-inhibitory kinase
Exons: 4
Coding region: 172-1806 (544 amino acids)
Biological process (GO): protein phosphorylation
Molecular function (GO): ATP binding; protein kinase activity
Source: RefSeq, a predicted model, not a curated record